Nezara viridula (southern green stink bug) is the source of this 2370-nucleotide messenger RNA. The record is from the annotation of a GenBank genome assembly. NCBI's taxonomy places the organism in Eukaryota, Metazoa, Arthropoda, Insecta, Hemiptera, Pentatomidae.
AUGGACGAGAGCUCAUGGAAUCCAAACAUCAGAGCAACUGUUUAUUUUAUAGGACUCGCAUACUCAUUCCUUGGUGUAGCAAUUGUUAUGGAUAUCUUCAUGUCUUCCAUAGAGUAUAUCGUCAGCAAGAGGAAGAAGAUGUAUACCUUACGAGAAGACGUGGCGGAGAAGCUGCAGAAGAAAAUAUGGGACGCCGUUGUUGCUAACCUGACCCUCCUCUGUUUGGGAACUUCGGCUCCUGAAGUUUUCCUCUCCAUCAUCGAAGUGGUCGGCCAUAACUUCGAAUUGGGCUACAUCGGCCCAGGAGCGAUCGUCGGGUCGGCAUCGGUCAACCUUCUCAUCAUCGCCUUUUGUAAUUUUGCUCUCGACGAUGGUGAAGUCGCAAGCAUACAGAAGUACGCGGUCUUCUCCUUUACGGGCUUGUUCAGCGUGUUUUCUUUCCUUUGGAUCUACAUAAUCUUGGCCAUCUCAUCAAGAGGAAUCGUGGAGCUAUGGGAGGCCUGUCUUACUUUUACUUUUUACCCGAUACUUGUUGCAGGAGCAUAUAUUUUGAACAAAAAAAUUCAGUUACGGGCUCCAUUUGUUAAUUUUUGGAGGGGUGACGAAGGUGAGAAGGAGAUUGCUGAGGCGACGUUUUUUAAGGACGGUGUCUUGGACAAACAAAGCCUUGUUAUGUUCUUGAAGGAAAUAAAGAGCUACCCAGGAAUUACAAUGAAGGAAGCGGCCAUACUCGCUGCAGCUAAGCUCGUAGAAUCAGAGCCGCACUCGUUUCUUUGGUACAGGAUGGGCGGGGUAAGGGAGCUCUCUUCAGGAAGGCCACUGCAGCAAAGGCUGAAUAAGCAUCUCAAAGAGGUUUUAAAAAUCGCUAUUGAUGCUAAGGUGGGAAGGGAGUCGUCUAUGGCUGACAUCAGACUUUCCACCCCAGACAACGUGAGUGCAGUAGUGGAGUUCGCAACGCCUACUGUAGCCGUUACAGAAAAUGCUGGCAGAUUCCCAAUAUUUCUUAGUAGGCGUGGUAACGUUAAUACCGUAGUCUCAGUAAGAGUUCAAUCCAUGGACGGGAGAGCAAAGCACGGAGAAGAUUACGAUCAGGUGAAUGAAAUAAUCCAGUUUAGUAAGAAGCAAAUACUUGCUGAGGUCAAUAUAAAAAUCAUAAACGAAAGGAAGUACGAACCGACUGAGGAGUUUUUCCUACGCCUAACUGCAAUUUACUCAGCAAGUUCUACAGUGAAGAUAGGACCUUUGUCCAUCAUGGAGAUCAAGAUUAUUCACGAUGAAAGCCCAGGAGUAAUCCAGUUUGAGAAAAGAGGAUACGUGGUGGAUGAAUCUGUGGGAUUGGUCACUUUAUUCUUGGAGAGGUUCCUCGGUGCCGAUGGUGAGGUGGGGGUAAGGUGGCGGACCUUCGAUGACACUGCCAUAAGCGGCAUAGAUUACGAAGGAGGUGAAGGACUGGUCAAGUUCCUGCACGGUGAGGUAAAGAGGUUCUUUAUGAUCCGGAUAAUCGAUACGAUGACGGAAGAGAAAGACGUUCGAUUCAAUGUGGACCUAUAUGAUCCUCUGGAUGGAGCAGUUCUGGGGGACAACAAGAGGACGACGGUUAUAAUAACCGAUGAUGACAAUAUCUGGGACUACUUAGACAACGUGAUGACCCUCACUAAGAUGAAAAUGGAGCAAUUUUCACUACACAAACGAAACUGGUGCAAACAGAUCAAGGAGGCUAUGAUGGUCAACGGAGGUGUAGAACCGGCUACCAACAUGGACUUUUUUCUGCACUUCCUGUGCUUCUUCUGGAAGGUAACGUUCUCAUUAAUACCCCCUCCAGGUAUUAUGGGUGGAUGGCUACAGUUUUUCACCUCAAUGUUCAUGAUAGGCGUCAUGGCGACCCUUAUUGGAGACAUGGCUGCCAUUUUUGGUUGUGUCGCGGGCAUAGAGGACACUUUAACAGCCUUGCUGUUGGUUGGAAUAGGAACAUCAUUACCUGACAUCUUUGCCUGCUUGAUUGUGUUGAGGCACAAAAAAUCUGUGGACGAGGUGAUUGGCAACAUCAACGGUACCUGUUCUGUCAACUUGUUCGUCGGCCUCGGCGUUCCGUGGACAAUGGCAGCCACCCAUCAUCAGAUUCAGGGAGACUACUUCAAGGUACCAUGUGAGCAUUUUGCUGGAGUCAUGGCUCUGUUCAGUACUUGUUACCUCAUAACCUUCAUUAGCUUGGUCAUCCGUAGGCACUUGAAGUUCUUUGGUUACGCAGAAAUAGGAGGAUCGAAGAAGGCAAGAUUCAUUACGGCAACUUUCUUUAUUCUCCUCUACGCUACGUGCAUUGCACUCUCCACUUGCAUCAUAAAUGGAUAUUUGACUUUCCAACUCACAUAA